AUGGAGUACGAGGGGGCGCCGGGUGCGCACAAGAAGAAGCGCGCAUACGCUGCGCAGGCGUAUGACUUUGGAGCUGGUGCCAACACUGUCCAGCAGCAGCAGCCACCUCCUCUGAUUCCUGUAGCGCCAGCGAUGAUGCAGCCACAGGAGCAGUUGACGGCUCAAUUCGGACAGAUGAGCUUUGGGGGCCAGCCUCAGCAGCCCCAGCAACCUAUGCCUCAGAUGCAGAUGCCUCCGCAACAGAUGCAACAGCCGCCCCAGCAUUCCGCGGUGAACCAGCUUUACCCUACGGACAUCAUAUCGCAGCCGGUGCAACCGUUCGAGAUCGAUGGGCCCCCGCCGCCAAUAAACCUUCCUCCAAAUACGAGCGUAACCCCUUCUCCGUACGCGAACUGCGAUCCUAAGUACGUGCGGUCAACGCUGAACUGCGUACCAACAACACAUUCUCUCCUAAAGAAAUCCCGGCUGCCUUUUGCGCUAGUCAUACAGCCAUACACCUCACUCCACGACGCAGAGGAUCCGGUGCCUGUUGUCCCGGACCAGGUCAUUAGCAGGUGUAGACGUUGUCGGUCAUAUAUAAACCCUUUUGCCACAUUUUUGGACCAUGGACACCGUUGGAGAUGCAAUAUGUGUAACCUGACCAACGAUGUGCCUCAGGCGUUCGACUGGGACGCGACAACGCAGAAGAGCGUAGACAGAUGGCAGCGGCCAGAGUUGAACUACUCGGUUGUUGAGUUUGUCGCUCCUCAAGAAUACAUGGUCCGGCCUCCGCAGCCUUUAGUGUAUCUCUUCGUAUUCGAUGUCAGUUACGCCGCGGUAAUCAAUGGCCUACUGGCGACAAGUGCUCGUUGCAUCAUGGAAAGCUUAGACCGGAUACCGAAUGCGGAUAGACGGACAAGGCUUGGCUUUAUGGCGGUUGACUCCUCUCUAUACUACUUCUCCAUACCCCGGGACAACAGCGAAGGCAAUGACCCGAGCAUGCUAGUUGUCAGCGACCUGGAUGAGCCUUUCCUACCUACACCGGAGGAUCUUCUCGUCAACCUGUCCGAAGCGCGAGCAAAUAUCGAGAAUUUCCUGGAGAAGCUGCAAUCGAUGUUCCAAGAUACGCAAAACGGCGGGUCUGCUAUGGGUUCCGCUCUCCGAGCAGGUCACAAGUUGAUUUCUCCCGUUGGUGGCAAGAUUACAGUCCUGAGCGCCAGUCUCCCCAACUUAGGACACGGCAAGUUGGAGAUGAGAGAGGACAAGAAGCUGCUUGGUACAAGCAAAGAAGGUAGCCUCUUGCAGACCGGCAACGCUUUUUACAAGAGUUUUGCAGUGGAAUGCAGCAAAAACCAAGUAUCGAUCGACAUGUUCCUCUUCUCAUCGCAAUACCAGGAUGUAGCCAGCCUCAGCAACUUGCCACGGUAUACCGGUGGCCAGACAUACUUCUACCCGGGCUGGAAUGCAGCAAGAGCAGAGGACGCCAUCAAGUUUGCAAGGGAAUUUAGCGACUAUCUGUCUGCCGAGAUCGGGCUGGAGGCAGUACUGCGAGUUAGGGCUACUACAGGGCUAAGGAUGUCAGCCUUCUUCGGGAACUUCUUCAACCGCAGCAGUGACCUUUGCGCAUUUCCCGCCUUCCCUCGCGACCAGGCCUACGUUGUGGAGGUUGCGAUAGAUGAGACGAUCACAAAGCCCUUUUGCUGCUUACAGACUGCCGUACUACACACUACCUGCAACGGCGAGAGGCGGAUAAGAGUACUGACACUGGCUCUCCCUACAACCGAGAAUCUCGCAAAUGUCUACGCAUCGGCAGAUCAACAGGCCAUAACAGUCUACUUCAGUCACAAGGCCGUAGAGAGGGCUCUAGGCAGCGGACUUGACGCGGCCCGAGACGCAUUACAAGCGAAACUGACUGAGAUCCUUCAGACGUAUAAGAAAGAGCUUGGGGGAGGGAACAUGGGUGGUGGGGGGCUACAAUUGCCGUCGAAUCUCAGGGCGCUACCUGUGUUAUUCCUCGGCCUGAUGAAGAACAUCGGACUCCGCAAAAGCUCUCAGAUCCCAUCGGACCUGCGAGCGGCAGCCCUCGCUCUCCUCUCGACGCUACCUCUACCUCUGAUGAUCCAGUACAUGUAUCCCAAAUUCCACUCACUCCACGACAUGCCCGACAACGCCGGCGUGCCGGAUCCCCAGACGGGCGAGAUCAUGCUACCGCCAGCCAUGAACCUGUCCUCGGAGCGUAUCGUGCCCCACGGACUGUACCUGAUCGACGACGGCGUGAACCAGUUCCUGUGGGUGGGUCGGGACGCCGUGCCAGCGUUGCUGCUGGACGUCUUCGGCGUCGAGGACAAGAACCUGCUCAAGCAGGGCAAGACGCAGCCGCCGGUCGUCGAGAGCGACUUCAACGAGCGGAUCCGGGCGGUGAUUGAGAAGUCCCGGGAUCAUCGCGCCAAGGGCGUGGGCAGCAUCGCCGCGCCGUCCCUGUACGUGAUCCGCGAGGAUGGCGAGCCCAGCCUGAAGUUGUGGGCGCAGACGCUGCUGGUUGAGGACCGCGCGGAUCAGGGCGUCAGCUUGCACCAGUGGUUGGGCUUGUUGAGGGAGAAGGUGAGUCCAGAGCCUCCUCCGCUCAUACUGUCGACCUGGCCGGACUGA
Coniosporium apollinis CBS 100218 is the source of this 2628-nucleotide messenger RNA. Its product is annotated as protein transporter sec24. The record is from RefSeq and is a predicted model, not a curated record. The transcript has 9 exons. Gene Ontology annotation, cellular component: COPII vesicle coat; endoplasmic reticulum exit site. Gene Ontology annotation, biological process: intracellular protein transport; endoplasmic reticulum to Golgi vesicle-mediated transport; COPII-coated vesicle cargo loading. Gene Ontology annotation, molecular function: SNARE binding; zinc ion binding. Bases 1 to 2628 code for a protein of 875 amino acids. Lineage: Eukaryota; Fungi; Ascomycota; Dothideomycetes.